CUUGUUCCUGUUGAAUUCAAAUAAAAUACAUACAAGAAGUAUAUGAUGAUAAUAAUAUAAUUUUAUGUAUAUGUAAUAGUGAUGUUAGGGCUAAAAGGCAGAGUAUACAUUUAGUUUGUUUUUCUCAUUACAUUGGAACUUCCCAUUGUCCCACAUUUGGCAAGUUGGGAUCUGGUCGCUCUAUGUAGAGGUGUGUUUCUUCGUAAAGCUUUAGCUUGUAAGUUGUUUGUAGUUUUUAUGAACAAUUAUGUUUAAAUGAGCAAGUGUUUUUUUUCCCCGCCCAGAUUGGUGACCAAACUGCUGAUCGAAAAGGCGAUUUUUUUUCAAUACUUUGAACUGUGACACUUCUUUAAUUUUAACAUCACAGACUCAUUCUGUCAGAAAUGAGGAAUCUUGGCUGGAUGUAUCACUUACUACUUUCUGCUUUGGUAAUUUUUGAGUCAUUUUAUCCAAGGUGAGGCUUUUCAAAUAGCUUUCUCUAAAUGACAUUAAUGCUUUUGUUCAUCCAUUUUCAAAAUGAAGUUAUUUCAAGGAGCUGAGAAGUCACUUUAAAGGUUUUUGUCUUUAAUAAGUGUUUCUCACUUAAUUUGUUUUGUUGUUUAAUCAUUUGCAUAUGCUGGAGCCUUUUAAGUCUUACUAAUGCAUACUUUCUAAUCUAAUGUUGUACUGCAAAGCCUUAUAUACAAAUCUUAUUCAAUCAUGUGUUUUGGGCUGACAUCAAGAAGUUUUCUUUAAAUAGGAAUCUUUUUCAUGCUUGCCUGCUUUUCUUUAGCAUUAGAUUGUGUUGCCUCUUUUUCAAUGCAGUGCUUCCCAUAAGAUCCAGAACAUAUUCUGUUAAUUGUAGACAUUUUAGCAGUAUGGGCAUUUUCUGUUUUUAACUUACUGAUAAGAUUUUCAUUUCUAAGUAAUUUCAGUACUUGAAAAUCUACCUUUUUCUUUUCAAAAUUAAACUCACGGCUACAGAAGAAAACGCUUAUCUUUUGUGGAUUUGUGCAAAUCUUCUAUAUCUGCCAAUCUGAAACGUAUCAUAGAGACAACCACAUGUGACAGAAAAUAAACAAAAUACACAAACAUUCUUAUAAAGAUUAUUAUUGCAUGUCUGGUCAUCAAAGGUAAACCUCACAAUAAAGGAAAAUGUAGGUGCAAGUGCAUAAAAUAAUGAUGUCAGAGUGCUCCUAAACAUCAUGAUUAAAUUAUUUGAAAGGGGAUUUUUUAAUAUCACUCUCAUAGUUAUUAACAAACAACAAACUUACAUUUGAUGACAAGGAUGAGUGAUAAUACAAUUGCUUUUAAAACAAAUAAUUUUAUAGUUUUUUUGUUUCAUGUUGUCCGUUUUUCAAACCCGUUUGGUUGCUAGUGAAGCAUGAACAUUACAUUCAAAAUUACAUUUUAUGAAUACUAGUUAUAUGUUGUUUUAACUCACGGUGGCGCUCUAUGUUAGCUCAAUAACGUUAAGUUCCGUUUGCGUUUGUCGUGGCCACAUUCUUGUGCUUCUCAAAUGCGUGGCGGAUCGGUCAGCUGCUGGUUGCGCUGCGUUGUCUGUUAAUCAUUUUCUUUUUUUCAAACUGGAUGCUAAUUCUUCGUGAAUGAUGGUUUCUCUGAUUGCCUCUGUGCAGUUCUGUGCAAUUUAUUUGUCCUUAUUGUGGUUCCAUAUCGCGCACGGAGACGUGAGCUAUUCGUUCCCGGAGGAGAUGAAACGAGGAUCAGUCAUUGGGAAUGUCGCCAAGGAUCUCGGGCUGCAGACGGGAGCGCUCACUAACAGGAGACCCCGCAUUGACACCGACGGGCCUGAAAAACGUUACUGCGAUGUAAACCUGAAUAACGGAGAGCUGAUUGUGGCCGACAGGAUUGACCGUGAGGGCCUUUGUGGUGAGAAGGCUUCGUGCAUCCUGAAACAGGAGCUCGUGCUGGAAAACCCUCUAGAGCUCCAUCGGGUCAGCCUUCAUAUUCAGGAUAUUAACGAUAACGCGCCACAGUUCAACGAAAAAAUUAUCAGUUUAGAAAUUCGGGAAUCUGCAGUCAGAGGAGCUCGUUUUGUGCUGGAGGAGGCGCAUGAUGCAGAUGUAGGACAGAAUGCAGUUCAGCAGUACAGCCUUGAAAGGAACGAUCAUUUUAUUUUAGCUGUUGAUAGAAAUAAAAUAGAGCUUGUUCUGGAUAAGGAGCUUGAUCGUGAAAAGUACAAGGAAAUAAAUGUGCUGCUGACAGCUUUAGAUGGGGGAUCUCCUCAGAGAUCAGGUACAGUAGUCAUUCAUGUCUCUGUGCUGGAUGCUAAUGAUAACGCCCCAGUGUUCAGUCAGGAGGUUUAUAAAGCCAGUCUGCCUGAAGACUCUCCUUUAGACACUCUAGUGGUCACAGUUAGUGCAGCUGAUGCUGAUGAGGGACUGAAUGGAGAUGUGACUUAUGAUUUUGGUCACGUGUCUGAUGAGGUGAGAAAAAUAUUCAGCAUUGAUCGUAAACGUGGUGAAAUAGUUUUAAUUGGUUCUGUUGAUUAUGAAACCACUUCCUCAUAUGAAAUUCGUGUUAAAGCAAAGGAUGGUCUUGGGCUUUCAUCUUAUGCUAAAGUCAUCAUUUCUGUUACUGAUGUGAACGACAACGCCCCUGUCAUUAAUGUGAAAUCACUGACCACUCCCAUACCAGAAGACACCUCACCUGGUACAGAGGUGGGCAUCAUCAACGUGCAGGACAGAGACUCUGAGAAGAACCGACAGGUCCGCUGCUCCAUUCAGCAGAACGUUCCUUUUAAGUUGGUUCCUUCUAUUAAAAACUAUUAUUCUCUGGUGACCACAGGACAGCUGGACCGUGAACUAGUGUCUGAUUACAACAUUACAAUCAGUGCCACUGACGAGGGCUCUCCACCUCUGUCCUCCUCUAAAACUGUUCAGUUAUCUGUAGCUGACAUCAACGACAACCCACCUGUGUUUGAGGAGCAGUCCUACAGCGCGUAUGUGAGUGAAAAUAACAAACCUGGCUCCACUUUAUGUUCCGUUAGUGCUCGAGACCCGGACUGGAGACAAAACGGUACCGUGAUUUAUUCUCUGUUACCUGCUGAGGUGAACGGUGCGUCGGUGUCCUCCUAUCUAUCAGUUAACGGAGACACGGGGGUGAUCCACGCUGUCAGGUCGUUUGAUUAUGAACAGCUGAGGAGUUUUAAAGUCCACGUGAUGGCCAGAGACAACGGUUCUCCUCCUCUCAGCAGCAACGUGACCGUGAGUGUGUUCGUAUCAGAUGUGAAUGACAACUCUCCUCAGAUACUGUACCCCGCCCCGGAGGGCAGCUCCUUCAUGACCGAGCUGGUCCCCAAAGCUGCACACGGAGGCUCUCUGGUGUCCAAAGUGAUAGCGGUGGACGCGGACUCUGGACAGAACGCCUGGCUGUCCUAUCAGAUAGUCAGAUCCACUGAUCCGGGACUUUUCACUAUCGGUGUGCACAGCGGAGAGAUCAGGACGCAGCGGGACAUUUCAGAAUCUGACAGCAUGAAACAGAACCUGAUUGUAGCAGUGAAAGAUAACGGACAGCCCUCUCUGUCUGCCACCUGUGCCAUGCAUUUACUGAUUUCUGAUAACUUGGCUGAGGUGCCAGAGCUGAAAGAUAUUUCUUAUGAUGACAAGAACUCCAAACUGACCUCGUAUCUGAUCAUUGCGCUGGUGUGUGUGUCCACCUUCUUCCUGACCUUCAUCAUCAUCGUCCUGGGUGUGAGGUUUUGUCGCAGGAGAAAGCCCAGACUGUUGUUUGAUGGAGCAGUGGCCAUUCCCGGAGCUUAUCUCCCUCCUAAUUACGCAGAUGUUGAUGGAACAGGAACUUUACGCAGCUCCUACAACUUUGACGCCUACCUGACAACAGGAUCUAGAACCAGUGACUUUAAGUUUGUGUCAUCUUACAAUGACAACACGCUGCCUGCUGACCAGACUCUGAAGAAAAGUCCCUCUGAGUUUGCUGAUGUGUUUGGAAGUUGUGAUUCUUCCCCUGAGGUAAGACAAUUUUUAUGUUUCUUUUAUUUUAAAACUCACACAAGAAUCAUUCAGUUAAUACACCUCCAACACAACCAAGAUAAGUUCCCUCAAAACAGUUCUCAACAACCUUGUUCCCUUUCUCUUUACGUUUGUAUCGGCUUCUUGUUUUAGUUGCAUUCCUUUGCAUUGUCAGUGCUCAUUGUUUCAAAAUAAGGUUUCUGCUACAGCCACCCUGCAACAGAAACAGCUGGCUGCUAUGCCGCAAUUUUUUUUUCUUUUUUGCAAUAUGGUUCUUCCUCAGGCAUCACAUGCAUAUUUAUUAUCCCAGUUUCCACUGUGCAGUCUUGGAAUAAAUAAUGCAUCCUCAUGAUGCACACACUUUCUGCUUUGGUGCAAGAUAACCUUUUAUAUGCAAACAUAGGUACAUUUAGGAAAUAAUUCUGGUAUAAGACACAAUCUGAAACACACAAGCACACAUUUGUGAGCUAUGAAGAACAUAUGCUGCAUUUAAAUUUGCCAUUGGUGUGUCAGUGCAUGUGAAGGGAUGCUGUGUGGUUUUGAUUCCACUGCUCAAAUGUAGGUCACUGGACUCAUCAGUUAGAUUAAAGAGAGGGGGUAGAUAAUCUAUGUAUCUGUUUCUGUCUCUGUUUAUCUUUAUUUCCAACAAACUGCUGUUAUGUUUUUCUUCGUUAAUGUAUUUAAU
Nothobranchius furzeri (turquoise killifish) is the source of this 4653-nucleotide messenger RNA. The record is from RefSeq and is a predicted model, not a curated record. Lineage: Eukaryota; Metazoa; Chordata; Actinopteri; Cyprinodontiformes; Nothobranchiidae.